AAAGCGAAGACUGCUGAGCACCGGCAUAGCAUGCGCCGUUUGCUGGUUGCCAACCUAUUAUUGGGCGUCGCACAACCAUGAGGUCUCCACGCCCGUACUGAGCCUUCUGGGCCUCCGUCUGCCCGGCCUGCCCCGCGCCAUCAUCGAUUCGCUCUACCUGUGCGCCACCCUCUUUGCCGGGCCGCUGCUCUUCUACCUGCACAGCUUGGAGGGCCCUCAGCCGCCACCACCAUCGCCACCGCCACCGCCGCCACGGCACACGCGGGCUGCUGCUGCUGCUGCCGCAACCCGUGAGGCAGACGCGGCAGCAGCAGCAGUACCGGUGCGGGCGUACGGCGGCCAUGAAUUUGACGUUGCUGCUGCCUCCGGGGAGCUCAGAUGGCGGCAACGCCAGGGCGGCGAUACAGCGGUGGCGGCGGCAGCGGAAGUCGACGACGGUCGCUGCGCUGGUGCUGAGGUUGGAGGCGGCAGCGGCGGUAACAGUAGC
This is a messenger RNA of Astrephomene gubernaculifera, 487 nucleotides long. Lineage: Eukaryota; Viridiplantae; Chlorophyta; Chlorophyceae; Chlamydomonadales; Astrephomenaceae. The record is from the annotation of a GenBank genome assembly.